CCCACUUUUAUUUAUUUUACUCUCACGCUCUCUACCCCACUUCCUUUUUCUUUCUUUCACUCUUACUCUCACUUUCUGCACCUUCACCCCUUCAUCUUUCUUUCACAUCUAUCUCUCCCCUCUCCCUCGCUUUUGGUCAUUACCAUUGCUUUCAUCCUCUCCACUCAUCUACAUCUACUCUCACUAAUCAUUAGUCGAACAUAGAAGAAAUAGACAAUGUUUUCUGCAUCUCGUUCUUCACUCAAUGUUCUCAGGUCAAAGGUUGGCCAGUCUACAUAUAUCUCCACUGCCCGAAUGAUCUCUGGACAGAGGUUAAAAUACUCAAUUGCAACCAAGGCCGCCACUACUCUUUGCAUUAAGGCAGUUCGUCAGCCAAGAGCCAACUUCAGCAUUAAUCAUAUCCAUAGAUUUCACGCCUCAGCUUUAGCAAAUGCCAAAGUCCCCUUUUUAUUGGCAGAUAUUGGAGAGGGUAUCACAGAGUGUGAAGUCAUCCAAUGGUUUGUAAAGGCUGGUGACAAAGUUGAAGAGUUUGAUAGGCUUUGUGAGGUUCAGUCAGACAAGGCAUCUGUCGAGAUUACAUCCCGGUUCACUGGAACCAUUGCCUCUCUCAAAUAUAAGGUUGGAGACAUGGCAAAGGUUGGAUCACCCUUGGUCGAAAUCGAGACUAAUGACGGUGCUGCUGUAGAAGAACCCAUUGCUGCUCCUGACGCUACUUCUACAUCGACUCCUCCCACUACGGCACCUGAGGAUGGCUUGAGAGGCCAUUCAAACGUCAUUCAGGACAUGAAUGCGGUGGCCGCCAUGAUGGACUCUCCUCCGGGAAAGGUUGAGGCUCCCAAGGUUGAGGCUACCAAGGCUGAGGCUCCUACUGCUGAGCACAUUUUGACCUUUGCUACCCCCGCGGUCCGUCGUGUUGCCAAGGAGAACAGUAUUGACAUUAGUCUUAUUAAAGGAACCGGUAAGAGUGGUCGUGUUAUGAAGGAGGAUGUUUUAGCAUACCUUGCUAACGGACAACAGUCAGCUGCUGCUCCAAAGACCUCUAGCGCAUCCAUAGCUACCGUUUCCCCUGUCAAGGCUCAUAGGCCUGUUGGGGAGGAUGAGAUUGCUCCAUUGAGCAAGAUCCAAAAGGCCAUGUUCAAGCAGAUGACCAAGUCUCUAUCGAUCCCUCAUGUCGGAUUCGCUGAUGAAAUCAUUCUUGAUAACGCCAUUGCCUUCCGACGUGCACUGAAUGAUUACGUGGCCAAGUCGCCCGAGAAGUACAACUUUGAGAAGAUUUCAUACAUGCCUAUCAUCAUCAAGGCCCUUUCGAUUGCCUUGGAAGAGUACCCUAUCAUGAAUGCCUGUGUUAUUGAUGGUGAAGAUCCCUCCACUGCCAAGCUUAAGUACCGUGCAUCUCACAACAUUGGAAUUGCUAUGGAUACUCCCGGCGGCUUGAUCGUCCCCAACAUCAAAAACGUUCAGAAUCUGUCUGUGCUUGAAAUUGCAUCUGAAUUAACUAGGCUGCAAGAACUUGGCAAGAAAAACGCCAUUCCCUUAGCCGAUCUUAAGGACGGCACCGUGUCUCUGUCCAACGUUGGCAGUAUCGGGGGUACCUAUUUGCAUCCUAUAAUUGUCACAUCUGAGGUGGCAAUCGCUGCCAUUGGCAACAUGCAGCGUUUGCCUCGCUUCAAGAUGAUUGAGGAGGAUGGCAAGAUGGUUGAGCGCGUGGUUGCACAGCAAAUUGUCAAUGUCAGUUGGAGCGCCGAUCACCGUGUCAUUGAUGGGGCUACUAUAGCCCGCCUUAAUGCACUCUGGAAGACUAUGAUCGAGAAUCCUGUCUUGAUGGGAGCCAUGCUUCGCUAACUUUUUGUUUUUAUUGUUAUUGUUGUCAAUGUUGCUACUACCUUUUACUUCAAGAUUGAAUAUGUGAAGUGCAAUGGUGGCCGUCUCCUAUUUCUUUUUAUACAUAUAACCAUACUAGACUAUUUUACUUUAAGAGAAAAAUCAUAAGUAA
Molecule: messenger RNA, 1993 nt
Organism: Lobosporangium transversale
Lineage: Eukaryota; Fungi; Mortierellomycota; Mortierellomycetes; Mortierellales; Mortierellaceae
Product: 2-oxoacid dehydrogenases acyltransferase-domain-containing protein
Exons: 6
Coding region: 217-1842 (541 amino acids)
Cellular component (GO): mitochondrion; cytoplasm
Molecular function (GO): acetyltransferase activity; lipoic acid binding
Source: RefSeq, a predicted model, not a curated record